Marmota flaviventris (yellow-bellied marmot) is the source of this 1149-nucleotide messenger RNA. RefSeq names its product cellular communication network factor 3 (gene Ccn3). Gene Ontology annotation, molecular function: integrin binding; heparin binding. Gene Ontology annotation, biological process: cell adhesion; signal transduction; positive regulation of cell differentiation. The record is from RefSeq and is a predicted model, not a curated record. Gene Ontology annotation, cellular component: extracellular region; extracellular matrix. NCBI's taxonomy places the organism in Eukaryota, Metazoa, Chordata, Mammalia, Rodentia, Sciuridae.
ACCUGUGGGGAGGCGGGGAGUGCCAUUCUACAGGCUGCAAAGUCUCCUCUUGGAAACGCGGGAGGAAAAAUCCUGAGCAUGCACAAGGUGCAGAGCAUGAACCUCUUUGUGCAAAAGAGGUGCCUUUGCCUGGCCUUCCUACUCCAUCUCCUGGGUCAGGUCUCUGCGACUCAGCGCUGCCCCUCACCGUGCCCACGCCAGUGCCCCGAGACGCCUCCGACCUGCGCCCCGGGGGUGCGCGCGGUGCUGGACGGUUGCUCCUGCUGUCUAGUGUGCGCCCGCCAGCGCGGAGAGAGCUGCUCGGAGCUGAAGCCUUGCGAUCAGAGCAGCGGACUGUACUGCGACCGUAGCGCCGACCCCAGCAACCAGACUGGCAUCUGCAUGGUGCUAGAAGGAGACAACUGUGUGUUCGAUGGGGUAAUUUACCGCAGCGGAGAGAAGUUUGAGCCAAACUGCCAAUAUCACUGCACCUGUAGAGACGGACAGAUUGGCUGUGUGCCCCGGUGUCAGCUGGAUGUGCUACUGCCUGGUCCUGACUGCCCAGCUCCCAGAAAAGUUGCUGUGCCUGGAGAGUGCUGUGAAAAGUGGACCUGUGGCCCCAAUGAGAAGGGGACAUUGGGAGGCCUUGCCCUUCCAGCCUACAGGCCAGAAGCCACCGUAGGAGUUGAAGUCUCCGACUCGAGUAUCAACUGCAUUGAGCAGACCACAGAGUGGAGUGCAUGUUCCAAGAGCUGUGGAAUGGGUCUUUCCACCAGAGUCACCAACAGGAAUCGUCAGUGUGAGAUGGUGAAGCAGUCUCGGCUCUGCAUGGUGCGGCCCUGUGAACAAGAGCCUGAGCAACCAACAGAUAAGAAAGGAAAAAAGUGUCUCCGCACCAAGAAAUCACUCAAAGCCAUCCACCUGCAGUUCAAGAACUGCACCAGCCUGCACACCUAUAAGCCCAGGUUCUGUGGAGUCUGCAGCGAUGGCCGAUGCUGCACACCCCACAACACCAAAACCAUCCAGGUGGAGUUCCAGUGCUCCCCAGGGCAAAUCAUCAAGAAACCAGUCAUGGUCAUCGGAACCUGUACCUGUCACACCAACUGUCCUCAGAACAAUGAGGCCUUCCUCCAGGAGCUGGAGCUGAAGACCAGCAGAGGGGAAAUGUAA